CGGUCGGGGCAACAGGAAGGGGAGUUCUCUCACUGAUCGGAAGUGCUCGGAGGUGGGGGUGGCCACUCCGUGGACUGCCACGGCGCCAUGAACAUCUUGCCCAAGAAGAGCUGGCACGUCCGAAACAAGGACAAUGUUGCCCGCGUGCGGCGUGAUGAGGCCCAGGCUCGGGAAGAGGAGAAGGAGCGUGAGCGGAGGGUUCUGCUCGCUGAACAGGAGGCCCGCACGGAAUUCCUCCGCAACAAAGCCAGGCGGCAGAAGCCAGAGCUGCAGGCAGCCAGGGCUGGAACACCAGAUGCUGGGCCUGUUAACCUGUUUCGGGAGCUGCUAGAGGAAGGGAAAGGGGUGUCAAGAGGCAAUAAGGAGUACGAGGAAGAAAAGCGCCAGGAGAAGGAGAGGCAAGAGAAAGCUUUGGGCAUCCUGACCUACCUGGGCCAGAGUGCUGCCGAAGCCCAGACCCAGCCCCCGUGGUACCAGCUCCCCCCAGAGAGAGGGGGCCCCCCACCCGGCCCAAGUCCAGAUGAGAAGAUUAAGACCCGCCUGGACCCUCUGCGGGAGAUGCAAAAGCACCUGGGGAAGAAGAGGCGGCACAGCAGUGAUGGGCACGGGGGGCGCAGCAAAAAGGAAAAGGCAGAGCCUGAGAAGCCGCCAAGAAGACCCCCAUCCUUGGACCAGCUACGAGCUGAACGUAUUCGACGGGAAGCAGCAGAGAGGGCCCGGGCAGAGGCCCUGCUGGCCCAGGUCCGAGGGGAGGCAGCCCCAGGGCCACCAGAAGAAGAAACGGAUGAGCGGCGAAGGCGCUACAACUCCCAGUUCAACCCUCAGCUGGCCCGGCGCCCUCGCUGGCAGGAGCCCCCACCUGGUCACUGAUGGACGGGGUGGGGGCGGGGGUGUUGCAGGAGAGGCUGUGGCUGCCUGCCGUCAUAUAAAACUAUUUAUUCAUAAAUAUUUUCCAAAAUGAAAAUA
Messenger RNA from Sorex fumeus (smoky shrew), 966 nucleotides. RefSeq names its product leukocyte receptor cluster member 1 (gene LENG1). The transcript is spliced from 4 exons. NCBI's taxonomy places the organism in Eukaryota, Metazoa, Chordata, Mammalia, Eulipotyphla, Soricidae. Bases 88 to 870 code for a protein of 260 amino acids. The record is from RefSeq and is a predicted model, not a curated record.